AUGAAACCGAGAGACAGGCAAAGGUUUAGUGAAGAUAUCAGCAAUCUGCUCAGAGGAAAGAGGUUUACUGCUUUAUCACGUUCGCAUAUUCAUCAACUCAAGAACAAACUUCAAUCACUUUCAAAGAAAUCUCAACCUAUGGAGGCCUAUCUGCAACAGUUCAAGGACAUUUCAGAUCAAAUUGCAUUGGUCACUACACCUAUUGAUGAUGAAGAUCUUAUUCUUCUUGUUUUGAAUGGUCUUCCUGAUGAGUAUAACUCAUUCAAAACAGCUAUUCGAGCCAGAUCUGGUGCUGUAACCAUGGAAGAGGUGUCCUCUUUGUUGUGUUCUGAGGCAAUUCAUAUUGAGAAGAUCAAUCUACACUCCUCUCCCAAUGUUGCUUUUUCUGCAGUUCAAGGAACGUCUUCUGCCCCUCAAACUCUAUCUUCACCAUAUCCUUCUACUCAAGGUUUACAACAUUUUCAGUCAGGCCCAAACCGAUCCAAUUUUUCUACUUAUAGAGGAAAUCAUUCCAAUUCUCGGGGCAGAGGUCGGUUUACAAAUUUUUCUCACUAUAGAGGUCAUCGUGGUUCAGGUCUUGUUUGCCAAAUCUGUGGCAAAAAUAAUCACACAGCUCUUGAAUGUCGUAACCGUAUGAGUCCAGCUUAUACACCAGCCAUGAAUCCAGUUUAUAUACCAGCUUAUCCACUUUCUUAUGGUUCUGUUUCUGGUUCACCAACUCAAGGAAACAACUCUAUGUCUUUUUUCUAUCCUGGUGUUUCUUCUCCAUCUACAGCCUCUUCUUCCUCAUCUUCUCCUUCUUUGUCUACUCUUCAGUCCUUCUUUUGGCCUUCUCCAACUGUUGCUUCUAUUUCUUCUUCUGAUUCUUCUUCUCUUUCUACUUUACCUAUCUCCUCUGCACAGUCUUCUUCUCCCUCAACUUCCUCCUCCUCUUCAUAUCCUUCCUUGGCUGCUCAUCCUGGUAUUCACUUAACCAUACCUAUCCUUCUUCAUCCUCCUCCUUCUUCUUUUAAUACUCAUCCUAUGAUUACUAGGUCCAAGGCUACUUCUUCCCUAUGUUUAUCAGCUUCUCUUUCUCCCUCUCUUGCUGAACCUACCUCCUACAAAGAGGCUCUUCAAUCUCCACAUUGGUUGCCUCAAACCAGAACUUGA
Camellia sinensis is the source of this 1152-nucleotide messenger RNA. The record is from RefSeq and is a predicted model, not a curated record. NCBI's taxonomy places the organism in Eukaryota, Viridiplantae, Streptophyta, Magnoliopsida, Ericales, Theaceae.